AUGUCUUCGAUUUCCUCGCGCCAGUCGCUUGCUGCACGGUUGGCAUUCCUUAGCAACACUGAACGGCCAUUGUACCGUCUCCCAAACGAGAUUGUUUAUCAAAUAGCUUCAGAAAUGACUACUGGUAUUCAGGAUGCUGGAGAAAUACGUCUUGGAUAUCUCGAAGAACUCGGAAACUAUAGAACCUAUGAAAGCCCUUUCCCCAAUGAUACCAGGCAACGCGACGACUUAUGCAGCAUGGCACUGUCUUGUCGUCGGCUCUCCAAACAAGCGCAACGGGUGCUUUUCAGAGACAUCAAGUUGUGUACGAGGUGGAAGAUAUCUGCGUCUCACUCAGUUGGCAGCUACGACCAUUACGCAAAUCUUCUUCGCACCCUUAACGAUCGCCCUGAUCUAGCACAACAAGUCAGACAUCUCUCAAUUGAUUUGUCACAUCAACAUAAAAUAGCACAAGGUCAAUUCGCUGCGACUGCUGAGGGUCGGAACAUCAUGUCGCUUGGACACGGAAUCAUCGCCGACCUUGGCUUUUCAAGACCACGGAAAGUCAUCUGGACACGGGACCUCCUCGACGGUAGACCGGGCGCGAUUUGCGGAGUCAUUCUCGCACUACUGCCGCAGCUUUUGACGUUGGAACUUCGGCAAAAGGGCGCUGAAUCGCCUGAAACUAUUGGGCCCAUGUUUGGACAGUAUAUGAGUGGACCUUCUCCAAAUUUCAGAUUGUUAGAUGUCCACUACAACGACCGCAUACUACGUCUCUACAACAUGCGUCUCUCUGGCCUCGAAACCCUUCAAGGGUUUUCUAGGUUGCGGUGCCUUCGCCUCACAACUCGAGCACUCCUAUUCGCUUAUGGAUUGCGCUUCCUUCCGCAGAUCGAAAAUCUCGAAAUUCAAAUAGACUUCAUAGAUCGGUUUUUAUUUCCCUUUCCAGACCCAUCGCUGGACUCGCUGCUGGAUUUCCAGCAUAUCAAGACCGUUCAUCUCGACGUUCGACUGGUUCCAAUCAAGGCACGCUGCGCUGAGCUAAGGAGCUUCUUAAAAUACUUCAUACCAUCACUUCCGUCCCUCACCGCAGUAACCUACAUGGGAGACAUAUCGUGCAACCCUUUCGAGUGGAAGAAUUUUGCUUCAAAGAUGCUAUAUGUCCUGUUCUUUCAUCUGAUUAGGCACCUCCCACAAUCAGUACAUAUACUCUCCCUUCCGUGUGGGUACUGGUGUUCACCACACCGCACUCUCAGACGCUUGGCUAUACCGCUGAAACGGCUACAGCAGCUGCAACACUUGGUCGCACCUCAUUGUGCGCUGAUCAGUGAUGCCAAAUUAGAACCAAUAUUGUCAGAGGAUGGGAACAUGGAUUUCCUUGUAGCCUUGGAGGAGUCAGGAUCGGCAGGCCCAGGCACAAGUAUGACAGCAGAGCAGGCUUCGAAACCCAGUGAUAUCCAGGCAGUCAUGGGUUACUUCCGGGAAUGGGCUCGGAUAGAAGACAUCGACAACUGGCCAGCUGCCCCACCGGAUAUCUCUAAACACUUAGAAGCGAGGCUGUUCGAGGCUGCCGCCUCUCCACUCGCGAUCCUACCCUUUACGCUGCGGACCUUAGUCAUACGAAGCGCAAAUCACGAAACCUACCUCUGGAUCCAAGAGCUUUUUGCCUAUACCCAUACGCACUUCAAGCACCUCGAGAGCGUUGAGCUUGUUUUCGACACGUACGACCCAGAGGCGGAUAUGCGUGGAGAUUGGGUAUGCUACACAUAUGUGAAAAACCUCCAACACGACUUCACCAUCGGUACAGGUGUCAAGCUGGUGCUGACAUAUGGUGGCGACCCUAACGUUACUGAAUCUGAAGACGAAUAUACCAGUAGCCAAUACGCAUCUUCAGCUUCGGACGAAAUGGAGGUUUCUGAGCAAGAGGAGGAAGAAGACACUGACAGCCACAAUGAGUCCGAGGGAUCAGAAUGGAUAGAAAGCGAGGGUGGGUCAGAUAUUGAAGACGAGGAGCCCUAUUGA
Aaosphaeria arxii CBS 175.79 is the source of this 2001-nucleotide messenger RNA. RefSeq lists its product as uncharacterized. The transcript has a single exon. The record is from RefSeq and is a predicted model, not a curated record. Lineage: Eukaryota; Fungi; Ascomycota; Dothideomycetes; Pleosporales. The coding region runs from base 1 to 2001 and encodes 666 amino acids.